Saccostrea cuccullata (small rock oyster) is the source of this 6970-nucleotide messenger RNA. Its product is annotated as kinesin-like protein KIF16B. NCBI's taxonomy places the organism in Eukaryota, Metazoa, Mollusca, Bivalvia, Ostreida, Ostreidae. Gene Ontology annotation, biological process: microtubule-based movement. The transcript is spliced from 34 exons. Bases 118 to 4140 code for a protein of 1340 amino acids. The record is from RefSeq and is a predicted model, not a curated record. Gene Ontology annotation, molecular function: microtubule motor activity; phosphatidylinositol binding; ATP binding.
UUAAAAUCGAUUAUGGAUUUCAUCCUCCAAACUGCACUGUGCACACAGAAACAAUCGGUCAACAAUGUUUUAGGAAGCAAUGUAAAGUUAUUACAAACAUGUUAAAAGGAUAACAAGAUGACAUCUGUAAAAGUUGCUGUUAGAGUUCGUCCGAUAAACCAAAGGGAACAUGAUCUUGACAGCAAAUUCAUCAUCCAAAUGGAUGGAAGGAAAACCACCAUUACAAAUCUUAAGAUUCCAGAACACUUACAGGAGGGGGACUCUGGUAGAGAGCUCAUGAGACACAAGGAAUUUACUUUUGACUUUUCCUUCUGGUCCGUCCUGCAAACGGAUCCACAUUUUGCUUCACAAGAACAGGUGUUCAAAUGUCUUGGUGUUGAUGUUGUAACCUCAGCUUAUGAUGGUUACAAUGCUUGUGUGUUUGCCUAUGGACAGACUGGAUCUGGUAAAAGCUAUACCAUGAUGGGAAAUCCUGGAGACCAGGGACUGAUUCCUAGGAUUUGUGAGAAUCUGUUUUCUAAGAUGACAGAUGAAGACACAAAUUACAGGACAGAAGUCAGUUACCUUGAAAUCUACAAUGAGAAGGUACGAGACCUGUUGAAGCAGCAGUCCCCAAACAAAGCAAUGCACAGCCUAAGAGUACGAGAGCACCCGAUAGAAGGACCAUAUGUUCAAGAUUUGUCCAAGCAUGUGGUCAGUGACUACUCUGAUAUAAAGGAAUUAAUGGACAGAGGAAAUUCUAUACGAACAACAGCCUCAACCAAUAUGAACGAUGUCAGCAGUCGAUCUCAUGCUAUCUUUACCAUCGUCUUCACCCAGGCCAAGUUUAGUGAUGACAUGCCCUGUGAGAUGAGCAGUAAGAUACACCUGGUGGACCUGGCGGGCAGUGAGAGAGCAGAUGCAUCAGGGGCUACAGGCCAGAGACUGAAGGAAGGAGCCAGUAUUAACAAAUCUCUGGUAACAUUGGGAUCUGUUAUCUCAGUUUUAGCUGAUAUCUCAACCCACAAGCAUGAGAAGAAAACCUUCAUUCCUUACAGGGACUCUGUACUUACUUGGCUCCUGAAGGACAGUCUGGGGGGUAACUCUAGAACUAUCAUGAUCGCAACAAUAUCACCAGCAGAUGUCAAUUAUGCUGAGACUUUGAGUACACUAAGAUAUGCCAAUAGAGCAAAGAAUAUAAUUAACAGACCAACAGUUAAUGAAGAUCCCAAUGUUCGUCUUAUCAGGGAGCUAAGAGAAGAGAUAGCCAGGCUGAAGGCUAUGAUGGGAGGAAAUAUUGAUAGCAUUUCCACCCCUAAAGUGCAAGAAAAAUUACACGAGAAUGAGGCUCGGGUUAAAGUUUUAACCGAGGAGUGGGCAGGCAAAUGGAAUGAAGCAGCAAAAAUACUCAAGGAUCAGAAUGUGGCAGUUAGAAGAGAGGGGAUGGGGGUGGUGCUGGACUCUAAGUUACCCCACCUGAUUGGAAUAGACGAUGAUAUACUUAGUACUGGGAUCAUGUUAUACCACCUGAAGGAGGGAAGAACUUCAGUUGGGAGAGGGGACGCUGAGGAUUCCCAAGAUAUAGUGAUAGCUGGGGUGGACGUGGAGAGAUACCAUUGCUGGAUAGAGAACUCAGAAGGGGAGGUAACUCUGUAUCCAGUGGAUGAUGCUCUCUGUGCUGUUAAUGGGAACGUUAUUAAUGAACCCACAAAAUUAACACAAGGUGCUGUGAUUUUAUUGGGAAAAACCAACAUGUUCCGAUACAACAACCCUGCAGAGGCUGAAAAACUCAAAUCAGAGCUGAAGAAUUGUGGUUUGAGCCUUUCUAGGACUUCUCUGUUGAGUAAAUCAAUGUCUGAUUUGUACAGAUCUACAGAAAACCUCUCCCUUAUGUCUGUUGGAUUUGAAUUAGAACAUGCCCGUAAUGAAGAUCAACAGAAAAUAGAGGAGAAAAGGUUACAGAUUAAUUUACUGGAGAAGAAAUACAGUAAGGCAGAGGAAGAUCGACAGUCCAAACAAUCACAGCUGGAGAGAGAUCUGGAAGAGAAGCAGUAUGAGUUACAGCGACUGGAGAUCAGCCUACAGAAGAAAAGGGAACAACUGCUGGAUUCUCAAAAACACAAAACAGUCCAUAUUGAUGAAAUGCUUAAGGAGCUUGAUGAAAAAGAGAAAAAGCUGAGAAAAGAAGCCCAGGAGUCUAUAAAUAAACUUAAAAAGGAGAUAGAGGUGUUACAGGAGUCAGGGAGACAGAGGACAGCUUCUUCACAAGAACAGAUAGAUCAGCUGGUGUGUGAAGAGGCUGCUAUAGAAGAGGAAUUCCAGGCAGCCUCCAAAGAUUUACAGGCACAGAUCACAGCACAGCAAAACACACUGUCAAGGAGUGAAAAACUGGCUGAAGAAAAUCAGGCUGAUUUGUCCAGAAUACAAGAGGAAUUUAAUUUGAAAAGGGAUACAAUUUUAGAGCAAAAUGCUGAACUUAAAAACCUUUAUCAAAAAGAACAUGAAUCAUAUUUGGAAGCUAGUAAACAAUUCAAGAAAGAAGAGGAAGAGAUGAAAUCUAGGUGGCAGCGCCCCCUGGAGGAUAUAGCAGGAUCCAAUCAAACAAUAGAGGAGGCAUGGCAUGACCUCAGAGAACACGAGGAAGAGUUGAGGAAGAAAUUGGAUCAGUGCCAAGAUAAUGAGGAACGAGACAAACUGUUAGUGGAACAAGAUGAAUUGGAAAAAGCUAGGGAAUUGCUUAAAGAGGAAGAAGAAAUAACCUCACACAAGGAAAAGUUGCUUCUAGACCAAAUCGAAAAAGAAAUGGAGAAAUUUGAGGAGAAUAGAGACAAGGUGCUUGGUGAGUUAGCCUUAAAAAGGGAUAAUAUAGUUGUGUCAAAGGAUGAAACUCUGUGUCAUUUACACUCAGCCCUGAAAGAAAAGGAAAAAAUCAAACACAAAUUAAAAAGAGAACUUUCUCAUUCUGAACAUGAGAUCGGGAAACUGAAAUCUAGCUUACAAAGCUUAUGUGAGGAUAAGGAUAUCAGGGGAGGUGAAAUUAAACAGAGGAAGAGAUCACUUCAGGAGAAUAUGGCCUCAGGCCAAAAAAGUCAAGAACUGGCUGUAAUGGAUCUAAAAGCAAAGGUGGUCAAGAUUGAGGAAAAUCUCCAGGAAGAGUUACGCAAUCUCCAAGCCCAGAGGGAGAGAUUACUAAAACAGAAAUCUUCUGAACUAAACACUACUGAUAUUGAAGAUCCAACUCUACAAAGUCAACUCAAAGAGGUGGAAGAUCUAAAAGCUAAGCUGGAACUGACAGAACAAGAGCUGGAAGAGAGAUGGAAGUUGUUUGAUGAGCAGAGAAAUUCUGAGCUUGACAAGAUCGAGUUUGAACGACUCAAACUUCAGGAACUGGAGCAUCAGGAAAGAAUCAAUGCUUUGGUGGAGCAGGAAGUUAAAAGACGGCUGUUUGAAGAGAAAAAACAGAGAGAAAACUUAAGGAAACAGGAGCGAGAGAAGGAGAGACAAGAGAGAGAUUUAGAGAUCCAAAAACUGAAGGAACAGCACAGCAGAGAAAUCAAACAACUCAAGGCUAAGUUUGAGGCUGACCAAGAAAUGUCCAGACAUUCCUCUAUGACUUCUCUGCAUACUCGCUCUAAUCCCUAUGGCUCUGGAAUGUCUCCUUCCAAUGGAUCUUCUAUGGACCAACUCUCGAGGGCCAGGAGUUCCAGCUCUGUGACUGGUACAGGAUCUUAUUCUGGCAGCUUUUUAGAAUCCUUUCGGAUCAGAAUCAGCAUUCCAACCUACCGGCUUCACGGAUAUGGAUCAGAUACCCAUUACGAGUAUGAAGUCAAGAUUGCAGUAGAUGAGGAUGUUUGGAGUAUUUACAGGAGAUACAGUAGAUUUCGACAACUCCAUCAGGAUUUGAAAAAGAAAUUUCCUGAGGUUUCACAGCUGGCCUUUCCACCAAGAAAAAUACUAUUUAGUCGAUCUGAUAAAGUUGUAGCAGAGAGGAGAAAACUGCUAGAGCUUUACUUGAGGGGUCUAAUUUCCAUUUUCCUGAAGACUCCAAGCUGUCCACUUCACUCUUCUCAGUGUAAACAACUUACCAAGCAGGACUUGUGUGAAUAUGAACCCUUCUUUAAGCGAGGCUUAUUUGAAACUGGCAAACACAGUACAACCUGAGCACCACAGAAAAAAUACAAGAAGGAAAGUAGGCUACAAACAAUUGAUCUGUAGCCUUGAAAUCUCCACUGGAAAAAUUUAAAGUAAAAAGUUGCAUAAUACUGUAGAAAUGUUGGAUAACCAGCUAUGUAGCGAGCAUCGGAAAUUGAUUUUGUUGAUAUUAUACUUGUAUCAAUUUAUAAAAAUGUUCAUAUUUUAAUGCAGGUGUUUUAUAUGUACCUUACAAGUGUAUUUUUUGCUAUUUCUUAUAUAUUCAUUUUACCCUACUCUGAAGGAGAGGGGAUAUACUGUUUCACUUUAUAUGUCUGCAUAUGCAUCUAUCCAUCAAAUUUCCUUCACAAUUUUCUCAGCAACUACUCAUUGCAGGUGCUUGAAAUUUUAGCACUCUUUGUCUUGGCAUGCCAUUUGUUGGGAUUCAUUCAUGUUCAAAUCCAAUGUUAAUUUCUUGUUUAUCCAUGUAUCUGUCUGUACCAAAUUUUUGUCAGUUUUCUCAGCAACUAUUCAAGGCAGAUGCUUCAAAUUUUAGCAUUUUCUUUAUUCAAGCAUGCCAUGAGAGCUUAUAUUCACAUCAGAGCAGGGGUAUUACUAGUGAGCUUUGACUCAAUGGCUUCCUGUGAACUCAGUUAGUGCUUAGUUCUUAGUGCUUAGUGUGUUUGAACAUUUUCGAAUUAUAUUUCUAUUUAGCUAAAAGAUUGCCUUCCUUACUACAGUAUGUAUACAAUCUUUUCAAAAGCAAAAAUUUUACAUUGCUAUUUAAACAAAAUUAGGAAUCUAGAUUGAGUCAACCCUCAUUAUUCAAACUCCAAUGGACCAAGCAAAAACGUUGAGAUAUCCAAGGCUUAAAGAUAUGGAGGAAAAAUUCCUUUAAAAAUAAGUGUUUUGAACUUUCAAUUCAUUUUGACUUAUCCAUGGAAAUUUGAGAUACCGAAGUUCAACUGUAUAUGUGUACAUGUAACCUGUGUAAAUAGGAGUAUUGUUGUAUUCUAUGCACAUCUGUAAUGCACAAGGAAAAAAAACACAUAUCAUUUUCUGAGACAUUGUCAAUUAUUCCUGAUCUCACCACAGCUAUUGCUGUCAAGAUUUUACAUAUAAAUUGUAUGUUGUACAUGCAUUUACCGGUAUAUCCCAUGUCCUUAAAAAUAAAUUUAAUGUGAAUAAGGGAUUUGUACAGAGUAUAAAUGACACUGAACUUGCCUUUAAGGUACAUUUGCCCUUUGAUAAGAGAGAUAACUCCUGUCUAUCAAAUUGUCAAGAGGAAAUUGUCAAUUUUUUCUCUGUAAGCUACUUGUAUUUCAAAAAUGUCUGCAUUUUAACUGUUAAUUAACUUGAUAGGAUUAAAGCAAAAUUUGAACAGAAAACGUUUCUUCAAAUCAAAUAUAUUUUAUGCACUAGUUGUACCAUAAAAUGUUUUACCAGUUCUAUUCAAAAAAUUUAAGUCUAUUAGUAUUAAAAAUGUUAUAUACAUGUACAUGUAUUGAGCAUUAUUACUUUUUUCUCCCUUUGUAAACCUAUACUUUUUCCAUUGAGAUGUAAAUUUUCUCAACAAUGUUUAAAUAUUUUAUUUACUUGGAAUAGUUUUAAAAAAAAAAUUGAAUCAUGAAUAUACCGGUAUGAGUAUGGUACAUAAUAUGACUGUGUGAAAAGAUUUUUCUAUAUGACGUGUACACUGAAUAUGUGUUCAAAUGUAAAAUACUCACCAUUCUCAAAUGUAUGUAGUCAUUUUAUGCAUUCCAUAAAGCCCAUGUUUUAUAUUUUGUUAAAUUUAAAAUAUUCUUGAUGGUAUGUGUUAUCUAAUGGAAUAUUAAUAGGUGCAUCAAUGAGACAAUGACAUUAAUGGAUAAGCCUGAUACAGCUUGUGUACAAGAAUUGAGUGUUUCAUUGUAAAGUAUAUUUAUUAGGCCAUGCAAAGUUAAUUCCUUGGUUCUCAUACCUUUUUUUUUCAAGAAAUAUGAUGAGGGAGGGAGGCAUUUUUUUUUCUUUUUUAUUGCCCCUAAAACAUGAUGAGGCAGCUUUUUACAUUGUACAAAACCCCAAAAAAUGAUGAGGGAGGUUAUUUAUUUUUUUUUAUUUUAUUGAUUUAGCAAUAAAAAGGGUCACUGAGGCACCCUUGGAAGAGAUGAGGGAGGGCCUGAGAACCAAGAAAUUAAUUUUUUUUGGCCUUAGGGUAUAUAUUUAUUUUAUUAGUGUACAUGUAUAUACAUUUAGUUUAUUUAUGAAUUCCACAUUUUUGGUGCUUCAGCUUUAAACCUAUUUUCAGGGCAGUGGAUGUUUUUCUGCAGUGUAUUUUAUAGUAUUAUUUUUUUUUUAACCAACUUGAAAGUUGAAUUGUUUGUGUUGGAAUAAUAAAAUAUGGUGUGAAUUGUCGUACUAAACUCCAAGUCAACAAAACAAAUUCCAUCUUUGAUUUUGAUAAGCAUUUCAUAGCAUUACAAUGUAGUUAUUAAAAUAGACAAUGGUUGGUUGUACAUUUUACAGGGGGACAAUAUGUAUUGACUAGACAGCAUUAUUAAUACACAGAACAAGGCAUUUUUAUACUUGGUCAGAAGUUUGUUGGAUUCAGAGGGUAGCGUUUUUUUUUUGUUUUUGUUUUUUUUUUUUUUUCUUAGUUUUUCUUUGUUAUGUUUAUGAUAUGUUAAGGUACAUUAAUUGAAAUGAUUUAUACUUAUGGCUCUUCAUCUUUCUCACCAGAUCACUGAGCUCUCCUACUUUUCAAAAACUAAUAUUGUUAUUGAGGUAUUACAUCAAUUUCUGUUCACGGUUGAAUAUGCUAGAGUAAUAAUUGUUAUAUAUAUCAUUCUUGAUAUAAAAUUGAAUAAAAAAAUCAAAACAU